AUGAAGAGAUUCACAAGAGCAUAUAAAAGGGCUAGAAACUCACCAUCUAUUCCUUCUCAAUCAUCUUUGCUCUACAUCAAACAACAAAAAACAAACAAACUAUACUUAGCAAUGGCUGCUCAACAAACAAACAACAACUCCAACACUGCUUCAUCUGCUGGUAAGAAAAACGCUGGAAAGGAUAACUGGGUCGCUGCAGUUCCUGGUGGAUUCGUUGGAUCCAUGUGCACAGUAGUUUAA
Messenger RNA from Lodderomyces margitis, 240 nucleotides. RefSeq lists its product as uncharacterized. The transcript has a single exon. The record is from RefSeq and is a predicted model, not a curated record. Lineage: Eukaryota; Fungi; Ascomycota; Pichiomycetes; Serinales; Debaryomycetaceae. Bases 1 to 240 code for a protein of 79 amino acids.